AUGGCAGCCAGCAGAGCCGCACAGAAGCGUUUGACGCGCGAGUACAAGACCAUCUCCGAGAACCCUCCGCCAUACAUCGAGGCCCAUCCCUCCGACUCAAAUAUCCUUGAGUGGCACUACAUCAUCACCGGCCCUGAGAACACACCGUACCAUGGCGGCCAGUACUGGGGAACUCUCGUGUUCCCUCCAAACUACCCCUUCGCGCCCCCAGCGAUCCGAAUGCACACCCCAUCCGGCCGAUUCCAACCAUCCACACGACUUUGCCUCUCCAUCUCCGACUUCCAUCCCAAAUCCUUCAACCCCGCGUGGGAAGUCUCCACCAUCCUUAUCGGCCUGCUUUCUUUCAUGACGAGCGAAGAGAUGACUACGGGUUCCGUUUCGAGCACUGAGGCUGAACGCAAGAUGCUGGCGUUGCGUACAAAAUGGUGGAACUCUACCGGCGGUGGUUCCCACACCAAGUCCAAUACACAAAAAGGCAACGUCAAGGCCGGCGAUGGCGGCGCUAAAUUCCGCGGCGAAUGGCCUGAAGUCGACAAGGCGAACUGGGACUGGAUGAAGGAGAAUAAGAUCGACUUCGCGACAGGGAACAAGAUCGGCGGCCCAGCAGGGGCCUCGUGCGGGCCCCAGCUCGGCAUUGGAGCUGGCAGCGGCCACCAGGCCCAGGCUGUCGUCGAUGCCGUCGUCCAGCAGCGUGACGCCGGCCGCGGCUGGCUCAACCAAAAUAAGCUCCUCGUCGCCGGCGGUCUCAUUUUCUUCUACGUCCUCCUGGCCCGAGUGCUGGGUAGCGAUAGCUGA
This is a messenger RNA of Colletotrichum siamense, 795 nucleotides long. It is a transcript of the gene UBC6, whose product is annotated as Ubiquitin-conjugating enzyme E2 6. NCBI's taxonomy places the organism in Eukaryota, Fungi, Ascomycota, Sordariomycetes, Glomerellales, Glomerellaceae. The transcript has 3 exons. The record is from RefSeq and is a predicted model, not a curated record. Bases 1 to 795 code for a protein of 264 amino acids.